Molecule: messenger RNA, 2813 nt
Organism: Impatiens glandulifera
Lineage: Eukaryota; Viridiplantae; Streptophyta; Magnoliopsida; Ericales; Balsaminaceae
Product: nuclear pore complex protein NUP88
Exons: 9
Coding region: 120-2564 (814 amino acids)
Biological process (GO): protein import into nucleus; ribosomal large subunit export from nucleus; ribosomal small subunit export from nucleus
Cellular component (GO): nuclear pore
Molecular function (GO): structural constituent of nuclear pore
Source: RefSeq, a predicted model, not a curated record
GAAACGAAACCUAAUAGUAGUAGCAGGUAUUGUUAGUUCAUGCAUCAUCAUCAUCAUCGCCCAUAAGCAGAAGAGCUGCUGCUGCUUCCUUAGGACAACGAAAGUAAGAGUAAUACAAGAUGAGAUUUAAUUUUGAUUUAUCGGAUGCGGCUGCCGACGGCGACGGUUCAACCCUAAACCACUCCUCUCCUUCCACCACCACCACGCCAGAAAUGCGUCAAGUCGAAUGGCUUCCACUGCAGGACCACCCAAUCUUUGCCUCUAUGGCCUCCUCUUACACUGAAGCUGCCUCACCUGACUCCUCCGCUUCCCGGACGAUAAUGAAUCUCAUGACAUGGGACGGUUCUUCUCGUCUUUACGUCUGGGACUCCCAUCACCACUGCCUUCACCGUAUCUCCGUUCGCUUAGGCGAACCUCACCCUAGCUCUGUCAUUGCCGCUUCUCCAUCUAAGGUUUUACAACCAGAUGUGCAGCUGAGCUUUGUAGUUAAUAAAGUAUCAAUUAAUAGGAAUGGAUCUGCCAUGCUGCUGAUUGGCCCAAAUGGUUUACAUGUCAUGUAUCUCAAUGCAAAUGUUUGCAGGACUGUUUCAAUUGGCGUGGAAAUUUAUCUCUGCACCAACAGCGCUAUUCGAACAUUACAGAUCUCAUGGCACCCUUAUAGUGAAACUCAUGUUGGAAUCCUGUCUUCUGAUUCAGUUUUCAGGAUUUUUGACCUGUCUUCAUCUUUUGAGAAGCCUGAACAGGAGUAUUACUUACAACCUGUGGGAUCAAAGAGAUUGCAGACUGCAUCAUCACUCUGCCCCGUAGAUUUCUGUUUUGGCGGUGACCAUUUAUGGGACAGGUUCAGUGUUUUCAUUUUAUUUAGUGAUGGCUCCAUCUAUGUCCUUUGUCCAAUUGCUCCCUUUGGAAGUGUGUACAAAUGGGAGUCAGUGUUGGAAUUGUAUAAUGAUGCUCAAACAUUAGGGCUUAAAUCAUCAAACACAAAAGCCGUAAAUAAUUCUAAUAUGGCGAUACAAUGGCUGGAAGCGACGUUUCCAGAGUUGACUCGUUUGGCAACGGGAGGAAACUCACUCGUACUUAAAGCCGAGCCAUAUGCUUUAUUUGAUGCUACGGUUUCUUUGCAGGGUCCUCUCCCAAGACUAUGCAAUGGAGGAGAAGAUUCAGAAGCUUCUGCCAAAGAGUGUGAAGGGCGAGCCGUCAGUUUUUUGUAUAAUUUAGUCUGCAAGGACACUGUUUUGGUUACUGCAUGGACAGGUGGUCAACUCCAGAUACAUGCUUUAGCCGAUGAAAUACAGCCAGUUUGGUUACAUGGUAAUCCUCCCCAUCUCAACGUCGAUUUUUUCGAUCGAAUUCUCGGCAUAGCGAUGAUAUGUGAAUCAGUCCCUGAUAAGAAACUGACCGUGAAGCUUCAUCAGCAAUCUCAGGAUACUGUUUGGUCAGGACAACCGCCACCAUUGCUAAGGCUGGCUAUGGUCGACUUAGCUCUUCCAAAAAACAGAGGAAGCAGUUCCACUAUUUCCAUGUUUGUGGAUCCUCUUAUUCCCGAAAGAAUGUAUUCGGUUCAUGGUGGAGGUAUAGAUUCUAUAGUGUUGCAUUUCCUUCCUUUUACUAAUCAGGCGACUGGAAAAGACGAGGGCAUGAGAACUCCCUCUGUGCAUCCCAUUCUUAGUACUUGCAAAGGAGGAUCUUCUGUCCACGCUCCACUAUGCGGUUUCAUUGCAUUAUGGGACUCGUUUGGAUAUUCAUGGAUAGCUGCGUUAACACCAGCUAGAGAAUGCGUUGUGCUUGAGAUGAGGACAUGGGAUAUACUGCUCCCAUUACAUGUUGAUGGAGAGGAAAGAAAUAGGAGCGAAGAAUCGAAAGAAACAGAUGUGUCGUUUCUUAUUAGCAAAGAGCUCCUUGGUGGCCCUAGAACGAUUCUUCUUCCUUCUGUAUCACCGAAUCUACCUUCUAUAACAGCAGAUUCUAUUGAAGGUAGAUCUAAGCUUCACCAAUACUUCAAGCUUUUUCAUGAGAAUUAUGUGGAGUAUGCACAUAAGGUUUACUUUGAACUGAAGCAUCAUGGACCUCAAGUGAAGAAAACAAUUGAGGAUUUACAAGGCCGAUUAAGCAAAGCUCAACACAAUAUUUUAAAAGUUGAAGAGAAACAGGAAAAGCUUGAUAGCCGCAUUGAUAUGGCAAUUCAAGCUCAUGUCAAAUUGGAAGAACGAUUGCUAAGUUUAAGAAACUUGCCAGGGAUCCUCAAGAAGCCGUUGUCAAAAGCAGAGAGAGACUUCAAAUUCGAGCUAGACCAAUUCAGUGGAGUUGAGUUGGAUGCUGUUCGUUCUUCUGUUGAAGCAUUGAAUGGAAGAUUGAAUAGGUACAAAAGCUCACUGAGGCGCAAUCCUUCCACGGUGCAACAAAGGCUCCUCUCUGGGAGGAGAAAGAACCAAGCCCUGGAUGACCAAAUCUCUAGUCUCAGAUCCUCCAUCACAAAACUGUCGCUACUCAAUAACGAGAACACAGAGAAGGUUAAGCUCAUUGACUCGACAAUUAUCGAUCGCGAGAAGAAGUCCAUUGAGUAAAAGGAGAAAGGCACAUGCAGCUAACUAUCUGUAUGUAUUAUGUAAUAAUUUCAAACUACCUAUUACGAAUUUGAUCAUAUUUUAUGGAUAUUCUGUAUCUUGAUUAAUGUUUUGGCCACCAUACUAUAACAUUAGUAUUGUAAGGGAUUAUUUGUUUUGAAUUAUGUUCAGAGCUUUGUUUUUUUAUUCAAAUGUUAAAAUAUGUAUAACAUUGAAUAUUCUUGUCGUAAUAUAGAAUUUUUUAAUGCA